Messenger RNA from Baudoinia panamericana UAMH 10762, 1254 nucleotides. RefSeq lists its product as uncharacterized. The record is from RefSeq and is a predicted model, not a curated record. The transcript is spliced from 2 exons. Lineage: Eukaryota; Fungi; Ascomycota; Dothideomycetes; Mycosphaerellales; Teratosphaeriaceae. Bases 1 to 1254 code for a protein of 417 amino acids. Gene Ontology annotation, molecular function: ATP binding; pyridoxal phosphate binding; L-serine ammonia-lyase activity. Gene Ontology annotation, biological process: pyruvate biosynthetic process; D-serine biosynthetic process; L-serine metabolic process.
AUGGCGGAUACAUCUACGUGCCCACCGCUGGAGCGCCAGUCUGUACAAGCGGCACAUAAGCGUAUCAAGGAGCAUAUCAGGCGCACACCGGUGGUGACUUGUGCUACCCUCAACACUCUUGCUUCUACGUCGCAGUCGCAGCGAUGUCCAAGCAGUGGGCCGAACACUGCUUCUGAGCCUUGUCCACACCACGGUGAGGUAUCUGGUCCCCCGGUAAAGUUUACUGCGCGCCCAAAUGUCAAGCUGUUUUUCAAGUGCGAGAAUCAGCAGCGGAUAGGGGCGUUCAAGGCACGAGGUGCGUUUCAUGCACUAGGACGCCUAAUCGAGGUAGACGGUAUAGAGAGCGUGAGAAAACAGGGCGUUGUCACACACAGCAGCGGCAACCACGCGCAAGCAUUAGCCCUUGCAGCGAGGACGUAUGAUGUACCGGCACACAUUGUCAUGCCAAGUAUCAGCACCCCGUCCAAGAUAUCCGGCACCCAAAGUCUCGGUGCCAAUGUUGUAUUCAGCGGUAGCACGAGCGAAGAGCGUGAAGCCGUGACCUCAGACAUCAUGAAGAAAACAGGUGCUACGCUUGUUCCGCCAUAUGAUCACCCGGACAUUAUUCUGGGCGCCGGGACGCAAGCUCUUGAAUUCGAGGAGCAGGUUGAGGAGCUAAUUAGUCACGACCACGACCUUGGUGUGGCCGGGCGGAAACGCUUGGACGCCGUCAUUGCACCAAUUGGCGGAGGUGGUAUGCUGAGUGGAAUAUGCACUGCACUGCAUGGGACAGGCAUCAAGGUCUUCGGCGCUGAGCCACAGUUCGAAGGAGCCAACGACGCUGAGCUAGGCCUGAAGCACGGCAAGCGCAUAGAAACUGUCAAAACGAUGACCAUUGCAGACGGAUUACGGACGCCAGUUGGUGAGAUCCCGUGGAGCAUCAUCUCCGACAAGGGAAAAUGCGCAGGAAUCUUCAGCGUCACCGAGGAGCAAAUCAAAGCCGCGAUGAAGCUAGCGAUGGAAAGAGCGAAGCUGUUCAUUGAGCCUUCUGCCGCGGUCGGACUGGCUACCAUUCUGUACAAUGAAGAAUUCCGGACUCUGGUGCAGAGAGAGGCAGGCGACGCAGGCUGGAACUUGGGCAUCGUGCUUUCCGGUGGAAACACGACGGUGGAAGCCAUCACCAAGCUGUUCGCCGUGUCAGAGAAGGUAGCGGAGAGGGCUGGAGGUAAGGUCACUGCCAAUGGAGAGAAGGUAGCCGUCAACGUGCCUGGCUGA